This is a messenger RNA of Drosophila suzukii, 1480 nucleotides long. The record is from RefSeq and is a predicted model, not a curated record. NCBI's taxonomy places the organism in Eukaryota, Metazoa, Arthropoda, Insecta, Diptera, Drosophilidae.
AUGAGAUCAGCCACUAUUAUCUUCAACAUCUUCGUCCUGGCAGCCUGCCUUCUGAGGAGCAGCGAUGCGGUAACCUGCAACGCCGCCCCCAAUGUCGUAGGAUGCAUCGACUGCACCACCGAUCCCACCAACGCGGAGUGCGUGGCCGAGGCAGCCGCUAACGCCACAACCACCAGGCCCAUCUCCACGGGCGGAAACCGGAAGAUUGUUACCAUAAGCGACCUGAACUACUCCGUCACUCGUCGCAUCCGCCUCAACAACACCUCAUCCCCAUCCACCAAUCGCAAUGGCAGGAACAACGGAAGACGGGUCACCAGAGGGAACUCCAACCGCAGGAACAACAACUCCAGGCGGGGAAACUCCAGAAAUAAUCGGGGAAACUCCAGAAAUAAUCGGGGAAACAUUCGUGUUCGGGUUGCUGUCGACCGUCCUCACAAAAGAUCCAUGAACUGUACAAGUGGUAUAAAAGCCAUCGCUGAAGAUGCAAAGAUUAUCAUCCCAACUCAUCCGUUUGAACUGAUAUCAACUAUGCGGACAACCACUCUGCUUUUGGGCCUGGGCCUCUUGGUUCUCUGCUUUUCGAGCUACAGCAAUGGGGCUGAUGAUCCGACCACUCCAACUGAUGGCAGCACCACCCCCACUGAUGGCAGCGCCACCCCCACUGAUGGAAGCACCACUCCCACUGAUGGCAGCACUACUCCUACUGAUGGCAGCACCACUCCAACUGAUGGCAGCACCACCCCAACUGAUGGCAGCACUACUCCCACAGAUGGCAGCACCACCCCUACUGAUGGCAGCACCACUCCCACUGAUGGCAGCACCACCCCCACUGAUGGGAGCACCACCCCAACUGAUGGCAGCACUACCCCAACUGAUGGCAGCACCUCACCAACAGAUGGCAGCACCACUCCCACUGAUGAUAACACUUCUCCGUCGACUGGAGGCAGUACCUCUCCCUCAGCGGGUGUUGCCACAAGUCCUGUGACAGGAAGCAAUAACAAUAGGAAUGCUAGUAACCGCCGAAACCGCCAACGUCGCCAGCGGGCACGACGUCAACGUCGCCGUCAAAAUCAACGCAGGAGGAACCGCCGGAACCGCAGGAACAAUAGAAUCACCAGGAACGGCUGAGCGGUCAUAAUUGGGUUUAUUAAUUUACUCAAAGAAAAAAAGCAUUAAAAAAAGGAAUUCCUAAAAAGUCUUAAGUUCAGUUUUUCUGAAAACAACUAUUCUGAAUUGUUUCAUAUCCCACUUGCUCUAUAAGUGAUCCAUAAAGACAGCUGGUGAUAUGACAUCUGAAAACAAUCUUAACCUUGCCAGUCAUAUGAAUACAUCCAAGUUUUCAAUUCAAAUUUUCAUUUCACUUGAACUUUGAUAUUGAAAUGUUUCGGAUUAGAUUUUCUAUCACUUAUGCACACAGACUCGUCAGUUUAAUAAACUCAUUUUAAUGCAAAACUUGAUUGUCCAUUAAAGCAUUUUAUUU